AUAAAAAAGCGUUAACAAUAAAUAACUCCAUUACCUCUGAGGACAUGAGUAUCCUGGGGGACACCCUAAACAACGAUAACAACAGCAACAAAACCGAAUUGACACUGGAAAAUAUAAGUUACCUCAUAUCUUCACAGUUAAAAGAGAAUAAUAAAGCAAUAAUAAAAGACUUACACAGCACUAUUAUAACAGAAGUAAACCAAGCCAUCCUGAAACUGAAAGAAGAAAUGAAAGAAGAUACAAGAUUACUUUGCAAACAAAAUGAUGAGAGAAAAAAAGAAAUAGAGGAAAUCCAAAUCUACAUAGAGAAACUUAGAAAAGAAAAUGAAAAAUUAAUAAAAGAAAUAAAGGAAAUUGAAAAUAAGGUUAGAGCUCCAGAAAUAAAAGAAAAAGAAUCGCAGGAAACAAAUAAUAAAAAAAUUGUACUCUACGGUCUCCAUGAAUGCAAAGAAUCUGAAUACGACUUGCACAGAAGAGUAGCUGAUGCCUUUCGAGAAAUCCUCAACAUAGAUCUCCUUGGAUAUAUCGAAGAAACUCACAGAAUGGGUAGAUUCAACAACAACAGAUACCGCCCUUUAAUGGUUGAGCUUAUUAGCAAAAAGAUGACUAAAUAUAUCUUAAAUAAUAGCCAUUGUUUCCGAGGAACUGGCCUCUCAAUUUCUCAGUUUAUGGAAGGAAAAGCAUUAAAAGAAAUGAAAUUACUACGAGAAGAAAUGUUUAAGGCACGUACAAGAGGAAAAUAUGCUGUCAUAAGAAACAAUAAGUUAUAUAUUGAAGGACAGAAAAUAGAGCUGCACGAGGAAAAGAGAAAUCAAGAACCUAACACGAGUGCACCGACAAUUCCCAUCAAAAGUAGUUCCUUUCGUAGAAAAACAGCAAUUUAA
Molecule: messenger RNA, 884 nt
Organism: Plodia interpunctella (Indianmeal moth)
Lineage: Eukaryota; Metazoa; Arthropoda; Insecta; Lepidoptera; Pyralidae
Exons: 1
Coding region: 45-884 (279 amino acids)
Source: RefSeq, a predicted model, not a curated record